AUGCAAUUUGAAGAGCCUCUUGAUAAUUUCCUCUCGCACGACUGGCCUGUUGGAAUCAGUGAUUAUGGACACUCAAGAACACCUAUUCACCAAAAACCAUACUUCCAAGAAGAGAUCAAGGCACGAACUCUUGGAAGUAAACCAGCAGCUCAACUGCUAGAGACACUGAAGCCUCGAUAUUGGUUUUCAGCUCACUUACACUACAAAUUCGCUGCUGCUGUUCAACACAUGAACGAUGAUUUAUCAGGGACUAAAUUCUUGCCUUGGAUAAAUGCGGUCCAGGGAAAAAAAAUUUACAGAAUCAGAGGGUGUACCUUUUGA
Molecule: messenger RNA, 321 nt
Organism: Eruca vesicaria subsp. sativa (arugula)
Lineage: Eukaryota; Viridiplantae; Streptophyta; Magnoliopsida; Brassicales; Brassicaceae
Source: the annotation of a GenBank genome assembly